This is a messenger RNA of Xenopus laevis (African clawed frog), 1734 nucleotides long. RefSeq names its product glutamyl-tRNA synthetase 2, mitochondrial L homeolog (gene ears2.L). Gene Ontology annotation, biological process: tRNA aminoacylation for protein translation; tRNA aminoacylation; glutamyl-tRNA aminoacylation. Lineage: Eukaryota; Metazoa; Chordata; Amphibia; Anura; Pipidae. The transcript has 9 exons. The coding region runs from base 106 to 1656 and encodes 516 amino acids. The record is from RefSeq and is a predicted model, not a curated record. Gene Ontology annotation, molecular function: zinc ion binding; nucleotide binding; tRNA binding. Gene Ontology annotation, cellular component: mitochondrion.
AAGACAAAGUCACGUGCAACAAACCCGGAAGUCGUAUCUGAAACCACAUGUAGGUGUGUAGUAACCCGGUUCCCUUGAGAAGGACGGGCGCUGUAGAGCAGGGAUAUGCGUCCCGCCCUUGUUCCUGGGAAAUGGUUGUUCCGAUCGCUGGAACUUGUCACCGGUCUGGGGCGGAGGAGGUGCAGUUCUAGGGAGUCAGGGAGCGAGGUGCGUGUCAGAUUUGCACCCAGUCCCACUGGGUUUCUGCACCUAGGAGGCUUGCGCACUGCACUCUAUAACUACUUGUUUGCCAAGAAACAUGGAGGGGCUUUUAUCCUGCGCCUUGAAGACACAGACAGGAGCCGGCUGGUGCCUGGAGCAGCUGAGAGUAUUGAGGACAUGUUGGAAUGGGCAGGUAUCCCACCAGAUGAGGGUCCGAGGCAUGGCGGGCCAUGUGCUCCAUAUGAGCAGUCGAAGCGCCUUGACUUCUAUCAUGCAGCAGCCCACACACUGCUGGACACUGGAGCUGCGUAUCGUUGCUUUUGCACCCCACAAAGACUAGAGCUGCUGAAAAGAGAAGCCGUGCGAAACAGACAGACACCACGAUAUGACAACCGCUGCCGGCAUUUGACUCCAAAACAAGUGGAGGAGAAGCUGUCCCGAAGCUCCCCGUAUGUUAUCCGAUUUCAUCUGCAAGAAGGUCCCCAGCCUUUUCAGGAUCUCGUGUACGGCUGGACUCAGCAUGAUGUGGCCAGUGUGGAGGGCGACCCAGUGAUUCUAAAAGGAGAUGGUUUCCCCACCUAUCAUUUAGCCAACGUAGUGGACGAUCACCAUAUGGGCAUCAGUCAUGUGCUCAGGGGAGCGGAGUGGCUCAUUUCCACAGCCAAACACCUACUAUUGUAUAAAGCCCUGGACUGGCGGCCGCCACAGUUUGCUCAUCUGCCUUUAUUGCUUAACAAGGAUGGCACCAAACUAUCUAAACGGCAAGGGGAUAUCUUUAUCCAGCAUUAUGUACGCACUGGUUACCUGUCUGAUGCCCUUCUAGACCUCAUCACCAACUGCGGUUCAGGAUUUACUGAAACCCAAAUGGGUCGCACUCUUGAAACACUUAUCCAGCAAUAUGAACUAGUCAAAACCAGCACCCACUCAGCUCUGUUGGAUUUGGACAAGCUCCCAGAGUUUAACAGAAUUCACCUCACUAGGUGGAUUGAUGGCACUGAAACCCGAGUUCAACUGGUUGGACAGCUCCAAGCCCUUUUGAAAGACACCUAUAAAGAUCUAGCGUUGGAUAAAAAGCACAUUGAGCGGAUAUUAUUGCUUAGGAAGGGCCACUUGUGUCGGCUGACGGAUUUGAUGUCCCCUGAAUAUUCCUACCUAUGGAUCAGGCCUUCAGUGACAAGGGAACAACUUCAGAGCCUCACAAGUGAAGGCAGUAAGAUCAAGAACAUUGUGGUGAGACUCCUACAAGAGAGCGACAGUAACUUAACUCUGGACACAUUAAAUGGGGAACUGAGGAGGCAGCUGAAACAUCUGAAAGACGUAAAGUACAGCAGUGCUAUGAAACUGCUCCGCAUGGCUCUGAGUGGACAGGAGCACGGACCAAGUGUAGCUGAGAUGCUGCUGUCCCUGGGGCACGAGGAAUCUAUUGUUCGGCUACAGAAUGCUCUCACUGACUGAAGACCUGACACUCUUCCUACAACAGUGUGACAGAGCCCCACAAUACACUGACAUUUAAUAAAUUUAUUUUUAUUUUAA